AUGACGUGCAGCGCCCCUUGCGGCCACCAGUUCUGCUGGCUCUGCCUCGGCCCGUGGGACGAGCACCGGAACAACUACAGCUGCAACCGCUACUCGCAGGAGAAGGCGAAGGGCACGCUCAUCGAGGCGAACGCCCGGCGGAAGCAGGCCAAGGCGUCGCUCGACAGGUACCUGCACUACUACGAGCGCUGGACGGCGAACGGCGCGUCGCGGAAGAAGGCGCGCGAGGACCUGGACGACCUGGUGGAGGGCAACGGGCUGGAUGCAUUUGCUGCGACCAUGGGCGUGCCGUCGUCGAAGCAGAUAGACUUCCUCGGAGACGCGUACGCGCAGAUCGUCGAGUCCCGGCGUGUGCUGCGGUGGACGUACGCGUACGUGUACUUCCUGGAGCAGGAGCGCGACAAGGCCAAGCGCGAUUUCUUCGAGUACCUACAGAGCGAGGCCGAGGCGUCGCUGGAGCGGCUGCACCACUGCGCCGAGCGGGAGAGGGAGGCGCUUUGCGACGCCGCCUCCGCUGCCGCUGCCGCUGCCUCUGCCGCCAAGUUCGCAGAGUACAGGAUCACUCUCGUGAACCUCACGGGGGUGACGCAAAACUACUUUAACCAGCUCGUCAAGGGGUUUGAGACCGGCAUGGCCGAGGUCCUUGUGUAA
This is a messenger RNA of Phragmites australis (common reed), 651 nucleotides long. RefSeq names its product probable E3 ubiquitin-protein ligase ARI7. NCBI's taxonomy places the organism in Eukaryota, Viridiplantae, Streptophyta, Magnoliopsida, Poales, Poaceae. Bases 1 to 651 code for a protein of 216 amino acids. The transcript has a single exon. The record is from RefSeq and is a predicted model, not a curated record.